Messenger RNA from Owenia fusiformis, 1147 nucleotides. The record is from the annotation of a GenBank genome assembly. Lineage: Eukaryota; Metazoa; Annelida; Polychaeta; Sabellida; Oweniidae.
GUCAACUCCGUUCAUGACGUUUUCGCUGGUGUUUGUUAUGUGCUUCGGUCCUGCAUCAGCAGCGUAUGAGAAGUGGACAGAUUGGUUCAAUCGAGAUCGCCCAUCAGGCAAUGGUGAUUCUGAGACAAGACAGGAUUUUGGGAAGCAACUGGCAUCCUGUCCAUACCCCAAUGGAAUUGAAUGCCAAACUACCGGAGGUGUGCCAUAUGACAAAAACGGGGAGAAAUUUGAAAAGGGUUAUGACUGCAAUGUUGCGAAUGGAUUUGUAUGCCACAACCGAUUGAAUGAGCCUCGUGGUUGUAGCGACUACAGAACAAGAUACCGCUGCAAUACAGGAGGUAGCUCUAAUCCAUGCAAUACGAACAAUGGCUUGUGUAGUCAUAUGUGUAGGUACUGUACUAACUGUGGAGGUCGUUGGUGCAGUUGCUACACUGGGUACAAACUACUGAGCGACUCCAAAACUUGCGAGGAGCCCCUUAGGUGUUUUGAGUGUAAUAGUAUUAAUGAUCCAGCAAGAUGUGGUAAAAUAAGCAAGACUGAUGAUACAGUAAUACAGGCACCAUGUAAUACUAUGUGCUACACGGCAAAAGACUGGAAUGGUUAUUAUUAUCGGGGUUGUGCUGAAACAAACCCUAAGUACCCCAAUCGACUUAUCUUCAGUGAUCCGCCACGAGACGAAGGAUAUACACCCUAUAGACCACCCAGUCAACCAGGAUAUGAUUCAUGGAAUCAUCCACGGUCGUAUUCAAAAACUGAUGUACAGUACACUUUCUGCAAAGGUGCUCUUUGUAAUGGAAAUGGGGGUACAGCAAAGAUCUUCAAAGGAUAUGGAACGCUCACCUCUCAAAACUUUGGCGGAUACCUGAAGUACGACGAUGACAUCGAGACCACCUAUGUGAUCUAUGCAGAUCAUCGUAUGAAAGUCACCUUCUCACAUUUUAAUAUUGAGGGUCACCGAUCCUGUAAAUAUGAUCGCCUUAUUCUGCGUGAUGGUGAAACGAGCGGCUCCAAACUGAUUGGUAAAUACUGCGAUAGCAAGAAACCAAAAAGAUCGAUCGUGACAUCAGGAAAAACCCUGUACGUGAAUUUCAAGACUGAUCACUUAGUUUCACGAUCUGGAUUCAAAAUGAGUUGGACCAAGCUUUAA